AGAAAUCAGCGGGCCAGAGGUUGUACAGGGGCUCUGCGGUUGGCGUGGCUGAGGUUGAGGCCACAAGUUACUGAGGAAGUUAAUUGUUGACAGGAGCUUCGUACUCGGCUCACAACCACACACAGUGGGCUUCCUGCCAGUACCCCGCUUGCCCCUGGGCCUAACCCUGCCCUGGAGGCGGACUGGCGGGCGAGGCGAGAGGCGGAACGCCCGAGGGCGCCCUCGGCUGGCGCGGAGCUGCGCAGGAGGCUGACGCGCUGGCGUGGCUCUAAGACUCGUCACCCGCGCUCCGGGCAAGCCAUGGCGGGAAGCGAGCCGCGCAGCGGAACUAGCUCGCCGCCUCCGCCCUUCAGCGACUGGGGCCGCCUGGAGGCGGCCAUCCUCAGCGGCUGGAAGACCUUCUGGCAGUCAGUGAGCAAGGAGAGGGUGGCGCGUACGACCUCGCGGGAGGAGGUGGAUGAGGCGGCCAGCACCCUGACGCGGCUGCCGGUGAGCGUCGGCCGCAGGCCGCAGAGGACAGUGGGGCCGGCCCGGGCCGGAGGGACCUCCCCUGGAGCCCCCCGGGGCCUGGGGAACUCCUGCGCCCCAACCUGGGUCUGGCUCCGUCCAUGCAGCCAUUCCUGGCAGUGUAGUCACCGAGAAGCUACAGUUGACCAGAAGCGUCUUGGCAUGGACCCUGGUGCUCCGCAGGGGGCCCGAACAUCUCAGGGAAGCACCUUCACGGGGCCCCUGGGGACCCUCCCGAUUGCCCUCAGGUUUUCCACCCCCAAAACAGGCACAUGUGACUAGGACACCUUGAAUGUCCGGUUAUGGAAAUGAGACCGUUCCCAACUUGCUGAUUAGCUUGGGAAAGCAUUCCAGCGUCCGUGUUCCCAGCGUCUUUGAUUCCGGAUCAUUGUACCAAAACACCUGGAGGGCAAAGGUUUUUACCCUCUCAAGAGGACAUUGUGCCUGUGGCUGUUAUUGUAGAUUUGAAGAAACAAAACUGCCCCUCAGUUGAAAAUAAAUGACUUAAGUUACAAGUGCCUGAAGUUACAUCAAGGCCAAGAGAAUGAUACACAUAAUUUAUUGUUAAACUUUGGGGUAGAUAGGUUAAAUGAAGAGAACAAAAAUUAUUGAAAAUUGUUACAAUUCUUUGUCUCAUUUGGACUAUUCACACCUCCCUCCAAUGUGUAUAUCAACGUGAAAACUGCAGCUUUAGAAUGCUUCCCAAGUUUCUCCUCCUUGCAGAGAUUGAUGUACAGCUGUAUAUUUUGUCCUUUCUUUCACCUCAUGAUCUGUGUCAGUUGGGAAGUACAAAUCAUUAUUGGAAUGAAACUGUAAGAGAUCCAAUUCUGUGGAGAUACUUUCUGUUGAGGGAUCUUCCUUCUUGGUCUUCUGUUGACUGGAAGUCUCUUCCAGAUCUAGAAAUCUUAAAAAAGCCUAUAUCUGAGGUCACUGAUGGUGCAUUUUUUGACUACAUGGCAGUCUAUAGAAUGUGCUGUCCAUAUACAAGAAGAGCUUCAAAAUCCAGCCGUCCUAUGUAUGGAGCUGUCACUUCUUUUUUACACUCCCUCAUCAUUCAGCAUGAACCACGAUUUGCUAUGUUUGGACCAGGUCUGGAAGAAUUGAAUACCUCUUUGGUGUUGAGCUUGAUGUCUUCAGAGGAACUUUGCCCAACAGCUGGUUUGCCUCAGAGGCAGAUUGAUGGUAUUGGAUCAGGAGUCAAUUUUCAGUUGAACAACCAACAUAAAUUCAACAUUCUAAUCUUAUAUUCAACUACCAGAAAGGAAAGAGAUAGAGCAAGGGAAGAGCAUACAAGUGCAGUUAACAAGAUGUUCAGUCGACAGAAUGAAGGUGAUGAUCAACAAGGAAGCCGGUACAGUGUGAUUCCACAGAUUCAAAAAGUGUGUGAAGUUGUAGAUGGGUUCAUCUAUGUUGCAAAUGCUGAAGCUCAUAAAAGACAUGAAUGGCAAGAUGAAUUUUCUCAUAUUAUGGCAAUGACAGAUCCAGCCUUUGGGUCUUCGGGAAGACCAUUGUUGGUUUUAUCCUGUAUUUCUCAAGGGGAUGUAAAAAGAAUGCCCUGUUUUUAUUUGGCUCAUGAGCUGCAUCUGAAUCUUCUAAAUCACCCAUGGCUGGUCCAGGAUGCAGAGGCUGAAACUCUGGCUGGUUUUUUGAAUGGCAUUGAGUGGAUUCUUGAAGAAGUGGAAUCUAAGCAUGCAAGAUGAUUCUCUUUUCAGAUCUUGGGAACUGAAACCAUUUGAAAUUUAUUACUAAGGUCAUGAUGUGAAUAUUUGCUCAGUCAGCCCACCUUGUCCUGCCUUUUUGCAGAUGGGUCUUAAUUUGGACAGCUAUAACUGCUGUGUUUUUUAUAUUAUUUUUAUUCUUUACCAUAAAUCAAUUACAAGAAAAGAGUUUCAGGCCUAGUAUUUAGCCCCAAAAUGAACCUUUAAACAUUUUUUUGGUAAUUUUUAUAUUUUCUGUCUUUUUAAAAAUAUUAAAUUCUGGAAAAAACAA
Messenger RNA from Symphalangus syndactylus (siamang), 2496 nucleotides. It is a transcript of the gene FBXO4, whose product is annotated as F-box protein 4. Gene Ontology annotation, biological process: protein polyubiquitination; SCF-dependent proteasomal ubiquitin-dependent protein catabolic process. Gene Ontology annotation, molecular function: protein binding. Gene Ontology annotation, cellular component: SCF ubiquitin ligase complex. Lineage: Eukaryota; Metazoa; Chordata; Mammalia; Primates; Hylobatidae. The record is from RefSeq and is a predicted model, not a curated record.